AUGGACAACAACAUGAGGAAAGGCUUUCAUGAGGAAAAGAGAGUGUAUACAAAGUUCUACCAGCACAUCCUGGCCUUGGCAUUUGCUGUCCAUGAGAUCAAUGGAAAUCCCCAGAUCUUGCCCAAUGCCACUUUUGGGUUCCACAUCUAUGAGAGCUACUCUGAUGCAAGGAUGAUCUACCGCAGCACCCUAGAUCUGCUCUUCAGAACAUACAGAUUUGUCCCCAACUACAAAUGUGGUAUCCAGAAAAAUCUAAUUGGAGUAAUUGGUGGCCUUGAUGCUGAUACCUCCUCACAAAUGGCAGAAAUCUUAAGUCUUUACAAGGUUCCACAAAUUGCCUAUGGCUCAUUUGAAUCAACAGUAAAAGAUGCAACCAAUUGCCAUUCUUUUUAUCGCAUGGCCCCCAGCGAGGCUGUCCAAUACACAGGAAUCAUUCAGUUACUUCUUCAUUUUGGGUGGAAAUGGGUAGGGCUCAUCACUACGGAGGAUGAUUCCGGAGAGCAUUUCUUGAAGGUUUUAGAGUUCAAGCUUCUUCAGAACAGAAUAUGCUCAGCCUACACAGAAACUGCAGCGAAGAUUUUCCGUUUCAGUGACAUAGAUGAGACUAUCAUGUUCUUUGUGAAUUAUAUGCCAGUUUUCAUGAAGAAUAACGCCAACGCUGUUGUUAUAUAUGGAGAAACUACAGUGAUUACGUGGCUGGCCACUAUGAUAUGGGGGAAAACAUUGAUGUAUCUAGCAGAUUUGGAAUACCAGGAGAAGAACUAUACAGGAAAAGUGUGGAUUACAACAGCCCAAAUUGAUUUCACAUUAAGUCAGUUUCCUGGGAAUUUUGAUAUACAAUCAUUCCAUGGUGCCAUUUCCUUAACCCUUCACUCAAAGAAGCUUUUACAGUUCCCACACUUUCUUCAAGAUAUAAACCCUUUACAAGCUAAGGGAAAUGGUUUUAUUGAGAAUUUCUGGGAGCAAACAUUUGACUGUUUCAUGCAAACUUCUGAUGUGUCAAGAGAUGCCUUUGAUAACCUGUGUACUGGGGAGGAAAGGCUGGAUCGUCUUUCUGCACCUUUUUUCGAAAUGAGCAUGACUGGCCACAGCUAUAGCAUCUAUAAUGCGGUCUAUGCUCUGGCACAUGCCUUACAUAUCAAGCACUCAUCUAAGUCCAAGCACAGAGUGAUGGAGGAGAAGGGCAGCAGGACAUCUUGGAAUGUAGAACCUUGGCAGCUCCACUCAUUGCUUCGGAGAAUCUCAUUCAACAAUAGUGCUGAGGAAGAAAUUCGAUUCAAUGAACAGGGAGAAUUAGCAGCUGGCUUUGAUAUUACCAACUUGGUCACUUUCCCAAAUAACUCCUAUGUCAGAGUCAAAGUGGGAAGUGUGGAUCCACAGGCUCCUCUAAACAAAAGGUUUACUAUCUAUGGCGACAGAAUCCAGUGGCAUAAAGACUUCACUCAGGUGCCUCCACUCUCUCUGUGUAAUGAUGAAUGCCGUCCUGGCUCCUGCAGGAAAAAGAAGGAAGGGGUUAAAUUUUGCUGCUAUGAUUGUGAUCCGUGUCCAGAAGGGAAAAUGUCAAACCAUACUGACAUGGACUACUGUAUCAGUUGCUCAGAAGAUCAGUAUCCAAAUAAGGACCGAGAUGAAUGCUAUCCCAGAAAACCAAGCUUCCUUUCCUUUGAAGAAAGUUUAGGAAUUACUUUAACUUUUUUGGCUAUCCUCCUUUCUCUAAUCACAACUCUGGUGCUAGCAAUCUUCCUUAAGCAACGGCACAGUCCCAUAGUCAAAGCCAACAACGAGAGCCUCUCCUACGUUCUCUUAAUCUCUCUUCUCCUUUGCUUCCUCUGCUCCUUGUUAUUUAUUGGAGAGCCUAAACCCAUGACCUGCCUCCUCCGACAAACAGCUUUUGGCAUCAUCUUCUCCACUGCUGUUUCUGCUGUUUUGGCCAAAACCGUUACAGUAGUUGUGGCUUUCAUGGCCUCCAAGCCAGGAAACAUUUUUAGAAAAGGGCUGGGGAAAAGAUUGGCUCAUUCUGUCCUUCUGUCCUGUUGCCUUGUUCAGGUAGGCAUAUGUGCUUUUUGGUUGGGUUCAUCUCCCCCAUUUCCAGAUAUGGAUAUACACUCCCUGACUGAAGAAAUCAUCCUGGAAUGCAAUGAAGGGUCUGUCACCAUGUUUUACUGUGUCCUGGGCUACAUGGGCCUUCUGGCUAUUGUCAGCUUCACUGUGGCCUUCCUAGCCAGGAAGUUGCCAGACACUUUCAAUGAAGCCAAGUUCAUCACCUUCAGCAUGUUGGUCUUUUGCAUUGUUUGGCUUUCUUUUGUUCCAAGCUAUCUGAGCACAAGAGGAAAGUACAUGGUGGCUGUUGAGAUCUUCUCCAUCUUGGCUUCCAGUGCUGGGCUACUGGGAUGCAUCUUUUUCCCCAAAUGCUACAUUAUUGUGUUGAGGCCUGGUUUAAACCAAAGGGACCAGCUUUUGUGGAAGAAGCAAUAA
This is a messenger RNA of Hemicordylus capensis (graceful crag lizard), 2475 nucleotides long. RefSeq names its product vomeronasal type-2 receptor 26-like. Bases 1 to 2475 code for a protein of 824 amino acids. The record is from RefSeq and is a predicted model, not a curated record. NCBI's taxonomy places the organism in Eukaryota, Metazoa, Chordata, Lepidosauria, Squamata, Cordylidae. The transcript has 6 exons. Gene Ontology annotation, biological process: G protein-coupled receptor signaling pathway. Gene Ontology annotation, cellular component: membrane. Gene Ontology annotation, molecular function: G protein-coupled receptor activity.